Molecule: messenger RNA, 284 nt
Organism: Paramuricea clavata
Lineage: Eukaryota; Metazoa; Cnidaria; Anthozoa; Malacalcyonacea; Plexauridae
Source: the annotation of a GenBank genome assembly
AUGGAAAAUAUAUCACGAGAAGAGAAAUUCAAAGCCAUGAAGCUGCUGGAGCUCAAAGCCUACUUACAAAAUCGAGGAAUUACUGUUAACAGUUACCUCAAACCAGAACUUGUAGCUAUUGCUUGUGCCGUCGAAGAAAUGAGUCUUCCAUUGCUUUUUCAAGUCAGUGAAGCCCAAGACCAGUUAAAUCUAAGCCGUCGUUUGAGAGUUCACGAUAUUCAGCUGCCUGAUCCUUUUAAAAUGAAUGUUUUAAACGAUUUUACGCAUUGUUUCUCGCCCCUUUG